Molecule: messenger RNA, 589 nt
Organism: Alosa sapidissima (American shad)
Lineage: Eukaryota; Metazoa; Chordata; Actinopteri; Clupeiformes; Clupeidae
Gene: tomm6
Product: translocase of outer mitochondrial membrane 6 homolog (yeast)
Exons: 3
Coding region: 141-338 (65 amino acids)
Cellular component (GO): mitochondrial outer membrane translocase complex
Source: RefSeq, a predicted model, not a curated record
GGUAUAACUUCCGGGGGUCAUUACACGGAGGUCAAAGUGUCCAUGCGUGUUAUAUAUUCUUCAACUGUAUGGUUAUAGACGUUUAUAGAUAUAGGAUACCAAAUAAAUCUGGUCGUUUUCACAAGUAGAAUUCAUUAAAUAUGAGUGGACCGACAAAGAAAGCCGGAUCGGCGUCAUCUGGAGUCUCGGAAUGGAUCGGGAAAGCCUGUCGUUUUGCCACAGACAGAAAUGAUUUCAGAAGGAAUCUCCUCGUCAACCUGGGUCUGUUUGCAGCAGGCGUUUGGGUAGCGAGAAACCUGUCAGAUUUUGACCUCAUGGCCCCUCAGCCAGUAACAUAGGUGGACAGAAGUGUGUGGAAAUCAUAAUGCAACAUUAAUGUAACAGAUGCUGACCAAACUAUCCAUCUUAAAAGAAAAUGGCCUGCUACACAGUGACCAAUGGCUGGAAGGGGUUGUCUCCCGUGAUAGUGUGUUGAAUUAAGAAUUUUCUUAUCGUAAUAAAAGUGUUCUGUUUGUGCUGCUUUCUAAGUUUUGCUUGAGAGGUGACAUGCUGUGAUAUUUAAAAUGGAUAAAAGUUCCCUAAAGUAAAA